AGUAGAUUUUAUUUCUUUCAAUUUCUUAUCAUAGUUAUUAAAAGAGCUGUAAUUGUGUUAAAGUCCUUAGGACCUUAGCUGUUGACAAAUCUUUUUCAGACUUACUUUUGUUUGUGAGAACAUUUUCAGCUUCUCUGCAACUUUUUCCCCUUUGAUUCCCUUAUAAAGGUUGAAGAUAAGACAAAUAGAUUUUCAAGGCUUCUAUCUCUAUUUCUUUUCGUCUGCUUCAUGAUUAUUUUUGGCCUAAAGAUUUGGUUUGAAUCUUGAACAUGGAAAUGGACUGCUAAAACUGCCUGAUUUCCUAUAUAUUUCAGAUGCAUUAUGAAGAGCUUGAGGUUAUGGGUAGAGGCGUUUGCACUGGCAAAUGAAGGAAAGGCAGCGUUGGCGACCUGAAGAGGAUGCUCUAUUGCGUGCGUAUGUGAAGCAAUAUGGCCCAAGAGAGUGGCAACUCGUAUCAGAGCGGAUGAACAAACCCUUAAACAGGGACGCCAAAUCCUGUUUGGAAAGGUGGAAAAACUAUCUUAAACCUGACGUCAAGAAAGGAUCUCUUACAGAGGAAGAACAGCGUCUUGUUAUCCAUCUUCAGGCAAAGCACGGAAACAAGUGGAAGAAAAUCGCGGCUGAAAUUCCAGGGCGAACUGCCAAGAGACUUGGGAAGUGGUGGGAAGUUUUUAAAGAAAAACAGCAACGAGAACGAAAGGAGAACAAGAAGACUAUUGAUCCACUCGAAGAGGGAAAAUACGAGAAUAGCAUGUCAUUGCUCAAAUUGCAUUUCUGA
Messenger RNA from Olea europaea var. sylvestris, 778 nucleotides. Its product is annotated as transcription factor AS1-like. Bases 365 to 778 code for a protein of 137 amino acids. The transcript has 2 exons. Lineage: Eukaryota; Viridiplantae; Streptophyta; Magnoliopsida; Lamiales; Oleaceae. The record is from RefSeq and is a predicted model, not a curated record.